AGUAAACAAACCGGAAUUUUUCCACGAAAUUUAUGAUUUUUUGAGAGAAUGAUUCGAACUAGGACUUUUAGAAUAUUAAAAACUCAAAAUUUGAGUGUCAUUCUGCGACGAUGGAAGAGCAAGAAAAAAGAUCAUUGGUCAAACCUUCAGAACAAAUUGUAUCCCAUAGACCGCGCUUUGGACAACUUUGAUGACUUUUAUGGGUCAGUUUUCGGUCAACGAUGGAAAAGUAUGCGAAUUGCCAUGCUUUGUGAACGUAAAUACAUCGCUUUGGUCAAUACUUUCGGCGACACAGAGAAAACUAUAGAGCAGAUGAAGAAUAAUGGAGCCAUAAAUAUCCGAGAAAUAAUCGAAAACACUCCAUCGGAUGAGGAAUUUACGGCGUCAAACACUCCCUUAGAAGCGAAAAUGGACCGUUUUAUUGAGAAAAAGGAAGCUGAGGACAUUUACAAGAAUGUUGAAGGUACUUCGGCGGGGAAAUCGGAUGAAAAUUCCGUCGAUUACAAGCAAUCUCUGGAUGAAACGUUGAAAAAAGACACGGAAAUCCAACACGAACGUCUCGUCAACAAAGAUAACGUUGGUGCCUUGUACGAUUUCAUUCCGGCAACGCAAAUUAAAGGCAUGGAAGAUUUCGUUUUUGAGUCUGAACACUAUCGGUAUUACAGCAAUCAAACGGAUUUUCCUUUAAAAUUCACCAAAGACACGAAUAUUCAUUUUCCUGACAAUUUACAUGUUUUUACGUACGAACAGGGAAAUACUUCGACGUAUAAACAGCCAAAAAGAGGAGCAACAGGAGCAUUUUCUCACUAUUUGAUGGAUGGAGCGUCAUUAUUGCCUGUUUUAGCUUUGGAUAUUCAACCAGGAGACACUGUUCUCGAUGCAUGCGCUGCUCCAGGAGGAAAAUCUCUGCUUAUGACUCAAACUUUAUAUCCAAAAACUUUGGUAUGUAAUGAUAUUUCCGAGUCGAGACUGAAUCGUUUGCGAUACAUCAUGCGCGAUUUUAUAUGUGACUUCCACGAAAAAUGGUUGGGAAAACGAAUUUUCAUCACACAAAGCAAUGCAAUUAAUAUGAACGAUUACGAGACGUAUGACAAGAUUUUAGUAGAUGCUCCUUGCACCGGUGACAGAUAUGCCGUGACUAUAAACGAAAAUAAUUACUUUAAGCCAUCUCGGGUGAAGGAACGAAUAAAAUUGCCAGAAACGCAAGCUGCGAUAUUAGAAAAUUGUGUGAGGCAUUUGAAACCGGGAGGAAGUCUCGUGUAUUCAACUUGUAGUUUGAGUCCCGUGCAGAAUGAUGGAGUCGUUCACAUGGCUUUGACAAAAUUAUUUCAAGAUCAUGGAAUUACAACAACAAUUCAUGACUUAUCGUCGAUGACACAACGCUUCAAACUAAUCUACAAGUUCGAAAAUCCAUCAAAUCUGAAGUACGGGCAGUUAGUUCUUCCCUAUUUGCCGAACAAUUUCGGGCCCAUGUAUUUUUGUAAGAUAACGAGGAACGUGUCAAACGUAAUAUCUUAAAGGUUUUUAUUUAACAUUCAAAUUUUGUUCAUAAAUAAUAGCUAAUUGUAGUUUAUAACAACCCAACAAA
Messenger RNA from Culicoides brevitarsis, 1588 nucleotides. Its product is annotated as 5-methylcytosine rRNA methyltransferase NSUN4. Gene Ontology annotation, molecular function: RNA methyltransferase activity. Bases 49 to 1518 code for a protein of 489 amino acids. Gene Ontology annotation, cellular component: mitochondrial large ribosomal subunit. Gene Ontology annotation, biological process: rRNA methylation. Lineage: Eukaryota; Metazoa; Arthropoda; Insecta; Diptera; Ceratopogonidae. The transcript is spliced from 3 exons. The record is from RefSeq and is a predicted model, not a curated record.